Molecule: messenger RNA, 2130 nt
Organism: Nicrophorus vespilloides
Lineage: Eukaryota; Metazoa; Arthropoda; Insecta; Coleoptera; Silphidae
Product: dynein regulatory complex subunit 7
Exons: 12
Coding region: 43-2130 (695 amino acids)
Biological process (GO): flagellated sperm motility
Cellular component (GO): motile cilium
Source: RefSeq, a predicted model, not a curated record
CCAGCCACCGUCUUCAGUAAGAAGAUCGGACAUUCCUUCGAGAUGUCCAACUCUCUGUGCUCACUUCUUUUGGGUAGAAACUAUAACGCGUACAACGUUUACGGCUUCGCUACCAAAGACGUGACGGAAAGGAUCAUGUGUCGCGUCGAAUGCCCGGAAGAAUUCGUGGAACAAGAAGAAAAAGUAGAGGAGAAGGUCGAGGAAGCAAUCAUCAGCAAAUACGCGCUGAAGCCACCGCGCGAUCUACGCAGCAAAUUCUUGCUGGCUAUGGAGCAGAAGGAAAUAGAGAAGGCUAAAAAGAAAAUAGAGAAGCAGAAGGAAAUAGAGAGGCUUAAGCAGAUCGAACUGGAUAAGCCACCGUUUGAUGAGUUAUACGGUAGGAGAAUUCACUGCUGGGUACUUAUGCUGCCUCACGAUCGCGACAAGGAUAAGGAGGAUGUCCAGCCGUUCUUCAUCGAACCUUCCACCGGUAUGCGGCACGAGGUCAAUUCAGCACUCUACUGCAGCAUCCAGAGCGUGUGGAACAAUGUUAAUUAUUGGGUAAACCUUCAAGAUGAUUCUUUGGGCGUUGGAGGUUUAGACUAUAACUUGAGCAAUUUGGAGAAAUGGGAACAUCUGUUGGCUGGUGAACCCAUCGAGGGUAGAAGACAUGGCAAACAUGUGCAAAUGGAUGAGGACGAUUUAGCGCAGAUUAAAGAGUUCAAUGAGACAAUGGAUGAGAAGCAUUUAGACAUGCCGGAACCGUGGAGUUUGCGAAUCACAGUUUCACAUCACGAUGAGGUGACUAGGUUUCCUAAUGGUAAAAAGCGCACUCAGUAUAAGCGCACUAUAGUAGAAGAAUAUUCAGCAUACGUACAAGAAGAUGGCUUGGUCAUCAGGAUUUUUCGUUACACUGAUUUAGAAUGCACAGAUCUGAUUACCAUCGAAGAACGUUAUGAAAAUAGAAACGACAAGAUGAUUAAAAGAAUUGAAAUAUAUGCAACUCAAUUGAUAACUGAAUACUUCGAUCGAGGAAGAGAGGAUAAUGCUAAAAGCAAUUAUAAAUAUGAUAAUUUAAUCGAGUCAUGGCGGAAAAUAGAGUUUUACUAUCAAAGUCGAUUUGAUUGCUUGGAAAAGAUAGACCACGAUACACUUUGUUUGGUUGAAAAAUACAUCAAUAGAGCAGAUAAAUUUUAUUAUCGACAAGUGCAGUAUGCGAAACGAGGUGAACCUCCUCCAGGGUUUUUGGAAGGUCCUAGAAGAAUUAUCAUGAAUGUUAUCGAACGGUUCGAUCGGGAUGAGAAGAAGAAAGCGUCAGAUGACAUCUCUCAAAGAGAAUUUGAUUUUAUUGGACGACAGAUGCACUUAAAGUUCCACUAUGACCGCGGCAAGAUUACCGCCAGUACAAGAACUUUCCUAAAGCCUCCACUGACGGACAUGGUGGAUGGUGUAAGCUUCAAGCCAGAACUUACCUACGGUUACCAAGCGGAAAUUGGAGCCAAACCACCAAAACACUCAAAUCUUUACAGUUUACUUGAGCAUCAGUGUAAAGAAGAGGAAGAAAGCCAACUUAAAAUCCGAUACGUCGAGGAUCAGAUCUCUGAGUUUCUUCGUUUACGAGCGUUCGAACUGAUGAGUCCUAAGUUAGACGUGGGUUUGUUUAAUCGUGAACAGAACGAAGAGCAUCGUAAAGGUAUGAUCGAGAAGGAGAUAUUUGAGAAGACUAAGAAAGAGAGGGAAAUUGAAGAGGAUAUGGAUUUCCUGCAACCCUACUUAAUUCGCAUCAAUAAACUAGAUAAAUUAACGUUCAAACAAGCCGUUCGUGUUAAAGAGGCUUGUAUUAAAGAAUAUCGAGAUCUUUUGGUUGCUAGACAAAACGAUUUGCAAUCCCAAAUCCAUAAGCAAAUGGCAUGGCUGAAAAGUAAACAUGAAUGGUACAACUUGGAAUUAGAGAACUUGGUAUUCGAGGAGGAACAGGAAUAUUUCAGAGAGAUGAACGAAGGCAAAUUCUUUCUGCACACCUUGUUUAUAAGGCUUCUGCGACAUAGAGACUUAGUUCCAAUGAAAUAUCAGCUUUUGGUGGAUUACCUGGAAGACCAUCCGAAGUUGGGUAUUUUAAAGAGAAGAAAACCUUCGCCUUCCAAAGCUUAG